Serpula lacrymans var. lacrymans S7.9 is the source of this 1427-nucleotide messenger RNA. RefSeq lists its product as uncharacterized. The transcript has 7 exons. Bases 199 to 1194 code for a protein of 331 amino acids. The record is from RefSeq and is a predicted model, not a curated record. NCBI's taxonomy places the organism in Eukaryota, Fungi, Basidiomycota, Agaricomycetes, Boletales, Serpulaceae.
UUGUCACGACAUGUCUUGACAGAUCGGCUUAGGCGAUGUUCAUUGCAGUGUCCGUGACUGUACACACCCCUCCUAUGCCCCCCAAGUCAAUUGAUAAUAGGUUCCGCAUUUUGGUUAAGACUAUGCACUUAAACUACAGUGAUAACGAAGGAAUCAUAUUGCGUAGAUCACCUCGUUAUACUAUAGGUCUUGCACUAUAUGCCAAACUCUCAAAUAUCGCUAGAUGGAGCAAUUCUGUUGUCAAUAAUACUCGAGGCGAUCAUCUAUGGAUUUUCACUGCUCAUGUUCGCAGGAACCAUCUGGGCUUUGAUGCGCCGGCGUAAAGGACGUCCUGCGUAUGUUACCAAAGUCAUGUUCACCAUCGCAUGCGCCUUCCUCGUUCUAAGUACUGUGCAUCUCGUGUUGGAUAUCAUGCUGCUCUGGAAAGGUCUAAUAAGAUAUCGCGACACUUAUCCGGGAGGUCCUAGUCAAUUCUUCACGACCGCGGAACCGUCGAGCAUCGCCACAAAAGCUGUGCUAUACACUCUGCAGACGAUGCUAGGUGAUGGGGUCGUUAUAUACCGUUGCUAUAUUAUCUGGCAAUCAUGGCGUGUUGUAAUCGUCCCCACUAUAUGCUGGUGCGCUGUUGCUGCAACUGGCUUUGCUUAUGUCGCAUCAUCUGCCAUAGCACUAAGACAAAGAUCUGUCAACUACACCUCUAGUAUUUGGGUUAUUGCAUUUUAUGCGAGCUCGCUAACCACCAAUAUCCUCAGUACAUCUUUGGCAGCAUAUCGUAUCUGGGCUAUCAGUCGUCAAACUAGUGAGCUCCGCUCUGGAAGUAGCAACCUGUGGCCUAUUUUCCGCACCAUCCUGUAUGCAGGCUUCCUGUGCAUCGCUACACUCCUCCCUGCUCUCAUAUGCGAGGUCUCGAAAAGUGAAGGAAUCUACAUAGUCUUAAACAUGAUCAUGCCCAUCAUUUCCAUUACUUUCUAUAUGGUCAUCAUCCACACCACUAUGACACUGCCAGCAUCCCUUGGCGGUGUGCAAUGCACCAGCCCCUCGUCAGUAGUGACAAUAGGCCGUCUUUCCCGAAAUCGAAGAUAUCCCCCAACAUGGCAUACACGCUCACCGAGCCCAAGAGUUCUCGAUAUUUCACGCAACAACAAUGAAACGCCUGUCAUUUCUGACAAGGCCAACGUAAUAUGUCAGAUUUGAGCGCUUUGAGCGCUUGCGGUGUAAUCAGUCUGAUGAGUAGCACUGAUUUUUUGCGUUAUGCACUGCUGCUAGAUGUCACAUAACUUAAUAUCAUUAUAGCUGAGUUAACAAUGGCUCGAUUUUCUCUGUGACUCACAUUUGCUGAGUUGGACGUGAUGUUGCAAGUAGAUGUAACCAUAGAAUAGUCUAGUUUUUUCUGCAAAUGAUGCACACUGUGUAGGCGGGUUUGUUGG